AUGCCUUCCAUAGAGACUCCCGCCGUCUCCAAAGCCGGCAUCACCACGUCCGCAACCGGCGAACGCCAUAUCCCGGCAUCCAUCCGCCCCGAUGGCACAAUGCGCAAAGAGAUUCGAGUUCGUCCUGGAUAUCGUCCACCUGAGGACGUCGAACUCUACAAGAACCGCACUGCUGAGGGCUUCCGUAAUAGAGGAAAGGCGGGCGUUCCAGGAGCUGAGGUGUUAAAGAGCGAGGAAGAUCCUGGCAAAUCAAGUCCUGCUGCAAAUAAAAAUGCUAAACGGAGGGAAGCUAGGAAAAAGGCUGCAGCCGCUGCAGGUGACGUCGACGAGGAAGUCAAUGACAAGACAAAGCCCGAGCCUGAAGCUGCAAAGCUCGUCGAUCCGGAAGCUGAGAAAGAAAAGGAAGCCAAGAAGCUCACCAAGAAGUUGAGGCAGGCGCGCGAGCUCAAGGAGAAGAAAGACAGGGGUGAGAAGCUACUACCAGAGCAGUUUGAAAAGGUCACCAAGAUCAACGAACUGAUUCUCUCACUGGAUCGUCUCGGCUUUGAUCCGCAGGGCGAGAGGAAGGGAGAGACUUGA
This is a messenger RNA of Pyrenophora tritici-repentis Pt-1C-BFP, 579 nucleotides long. Its product is annotated as RNA binding protein Pym. Gene Ontology annotation, cellular component: exon-exon junction complex; cytoplasm. The record is from RefSeq and is a predicted model, not a curated record. Gene Ontology annotation, molecular function: RNA binding. Gene Ontology annotation, biological process: exon-exon junction complex disassembly. Lineage: Eukaryota; Fungi; Ascomycota; Dothideomycetes; Pleosporales; Pleosporaceae.